This is a messenger RNA of Papaver somniferum (opium poppy), 1838 nucleotides long. RefSeq lists its product as uncharacterized. The record is from RefSeq and is a predicted model, not a curated record. NCBI's taxonomy places the organism in Eukaryota, Viridiplantae, Streptophyta, Magnoliopsida, Ranunculales, Papaveraceae. The coding region runs from base 520 to 960 and encodes 146 amino acids. The transcript has 3 exons. Gene Ontology annotation, molecular function: zinc ion binding; nucleic acid binding.
CUCACUUAUCCGUGUAUUUGCACGCGGUAAAAAAGGCAUAUGAACUGUCUAGAAUUUUUCUCUUUUCCCUUCGGCCGAUUUUUUUUUUCUUUUUCUUCAUUUUUUUUGUGCAGUAUGCGUCUUAACAUUAUGAGAACCUAACGAUCAGUGAAUCAAAAGAAAUACUACUAUUAGUGAAAGUAGAUCCACGUGUAAUUAACUUUAUAUUCAUAAAGAAUGCACUAACAAAUCGUAAGAGUAAUGAGGGAUUAGAAAUUGAUAUUGCCUGUCAAAAAUAUGUCUGACUCGGGAACUGCACUCUUCUUCUUCUUCCCAACCAAACUCUUCAUCUCCAAAAGGUCGGCCACCUGAUCAAUUGAAUCAUGAAAUUGAAAUUGAAAUGCAAGAUGCAAAUGAAAAUCUGUCUCAUUCAACCCCAAAACCAAAUUUUUCAUUCUUACAAACUGUUAAGAAAUCUUUAAAUCCCUGGGCAGAUUGGGAUAAUGAAGGAUUAUUUCAAUAAUUCCGAAGAGAACUCAAAUGAUACCUCGGAUGCUCUGCUGGAACAAUUUUCCCAACCAGAUUGGAAAUGAAAUUGGCAAAACUGUUAAAGUGGAUGGUACCACCGAGAAUAUUUCCAGAAGAAGGUUUGUUCGAAUUUGUAUUGAGAAACAACCGGCAACUUCUGAUGUGGCUGCAGUUCAAGCUGAUAAACCUACGACCAAUGCUGCAAAUCUUCUCCCCACUGAGUUUGGUGCAUGGAUGCUGGUCGAUCUCAAAUCUCGCCGGAAUCCUACAAAUCCGGCCCGGAAAAAUCCACCGACUUCCGGCUCCAGAUUUCACGUUCUACGGGAUUCUGGAAAUUGUGAGAAUGUAGAGAACCGCCCUGGAAUUAAAAAUUCUAGUCAACAUGUGGGGAAACAUUCUACCACCAGUAAGUCUUCCUCACUCAAAGAUAAAUCCAAGAUUGGCUCAAAUUAACUUUUUCUUGUAGAUGGGAACAAUAAACAAAGUUAUAGGGAUACAUCACUACCCUAUGCUACUAAUGAUAGAGAUACUGUGGUGAAACCUCCUACUGUGCAUGAGCCUGUGACAACUGGGAAAGACACCUCAUCCCAUUCACCAGUUUCUACUUUAACAUAUAACCAGACUUAUGGGCCGGCUUUAAAAACAACAGUACAAAAUACUUUGAAGGCUAAAGCUACUAUUACAGACAAGCAACUAUCUCAUAAUGGUGAAUACAACUCCCCUGACAAAUCUCUUUUCCAGAAGUUGCAAAUUUCUCUCUCUGGAGACUUGGAUGGUCAGAGACAUAGAGAGAGAGAGGAGAUCCUCCAGGAGAUAUCAACAUGGAAGACAGAAAUCUACACCUUGGUACUCCAACACUGGAAACUUCUCGACCAAAUCAGACUUAAGAUGCGGGAAUACCUCGAGCUUCAGAAACUACUCCACCAACAACAAUGGUAUUUGGACAAUCAUCCGCACCUACCGGAACAACCACUUGCUCUAGUCCUACAUGCCAGCAACUUCCUAAGGCAUCAGAAUUUUCCGCAGAACACAAUGCGACAGAUUCUACAGGCGUAUUUUCCCCAGGAAGAAUGGUUGCUUCGAAAAACAGAGUCCGAUAUAAGGAUAUGGCACGCCGACAGCAUGGUAGAAAUACUGCACAUCCCUUAUGUGGAAACGCCAGCUCUCCUAAGAGGGCCAAAAGAUCUGCGGAGGAUAAGGAUGGAAUUGGUUACUGCUUGGGAUGACCAAGUGAUCGAAUUUUAUAUAGUGGUAAGAAGGUUGUCGUUCUCUCGGACUUGUGAAGAUUGAUUUAAGAUUUAAGAUUAUGAAAAGAACUGAGACUAUGGUUU